This is a messenger RNA of Gracilinanus agilis (Agile Gracile Mouse Opossum), 1795 nucleotides long. RefSeq names its product protein arginine methyltransferase 3 (gene PRMT3). NCBI's taxonomy places the organism in Eukaryota, Metazoa, Chordata, Mammalia, Didelphimorphia, Didelphidae. Bases 173 to 1795 code for a protein of 540 amino acids. Gene Ontology annotation, cellular component: nucleus. The transcript has 16 exons. Gene Ontology annotation, biological process: peptidyl-arginine methylation. Gene Ontology annotation, molecular function: protein-arginine N-methyltransferase activity. The record is from RefSeq and is a predicted model, not a curated record.
UUUGCUCUUGCCCCAGAGCCACUCACUCCAGGCCGCGUGCGUGCCCGCGUGCGCGCGUGAGUACGUGCCGCCUGCCCUGAAUCCCGCACCCCAGUGGACCCCGCGCACUCUUGCCGCCUCUAUCCCCGCAGGCUUCCCUCCUAUUGCUUCCUUCACUCGUCCGGGCGCCGCCAUGUGCUCCCUAGCAACGGGCGUCACCGGCGCCAGGCGCCGGCUGCAGGAGGCCGAGGAGGAGGAGGUGCCCGGCUUGUCGGAUAGCGGAGAAGAGGCGGCCUGGGAGGAUGAGGAGGAGGAAGAAGAAGAGGAGGAGGAGGCGGAGCCGCCCCGAGACAAGCAGCAGACCCCCUGCCUGUUCUGUGACAGGUUAUUCACUUCUGCUGAAGACACAUUUUCUCACUGUAAAUCUGAACAUCAGUUUGAUAUUGACAACAUGGUCCAUAAACAUGGGCUUGAAUUUUAUGGAUACAUUAAGCUAAUAAAUUUCAUCAGACUUAAGAACCCAACUUCAGAGUAUUUGAAUUCUUUAUGCAAUCCAGUGCCUUGGGAGAAAGAAGAAUAUUUGAAACCAGUAUUAGAAGAUGAUCUUUUACUUCAAUUUGAUGUAGAAGAUCUUUAUGAACCAGUGACAGUCCCAUUCUCGUACCCUAAUGGGCUUAGUGACAACACAUCUGUUCUUGAGCGGUUGAAGCACAUGGAAGCCAGAGCACAGUCUGCUGAAGCAGCAUUAGCUAGAGCCCGGGAAGACCUUCAGAGAAUGAAACAGUUUGCACAGGAUUUCGUGAUGAACGCAGAUGUCAGAACCAACUCGUCAUCCACCACUACCAUUGCGGACCUUAACGAGGAUGAGGAUGGUGUUUAUUUCAGCUCGUAUGGGCAUUAUGGGAUACAUGAAGAGAUGCUAAAGGAUAAAGUACGAACAGAAAGCUAUCGAGACUUUAUAUACCAAAAUCCACACAUUUUUAAAGAUAAGGUAGUUCUGGAUGUUGGUUGUGGAACUGGAAUUCUCUCUAUGUUUGCAGCUAAAGCUGGUGCUAAACGGGUCAUUGGAGUUGAUCAAUCAGAAAUAAUUUAUCAGGCAAUGGAUAUCAUAAGGCUAAAUAAACUUGAAGGUAUCAUUACACUAGUCAAAGGAAGAAUUGAAGAAGUUGAUCUACCUGUGGAAAAAGUAGAUGUUAUCAUAUCAGAAUGGAUGGGCUAUUUUCUCCUCUUCGAGUCUAUGUUGGAUUCUGUCAUUUAUGCAAAGGACCAAUACCUGGCAAAGGGAGGAUCAGUCUACCCUGACAUUUGCACAAUUAGCUUACUGGCUGUAGGAGAUCCAAACAAACAUGCAGAUAGGAUUGCUUUCUGGGAUGAUGUGUAUGGAUUCAACAUGUCUUGCAUGAAGAAAGCAGUUAUUCCAGAAGCUAUCGUGGAAGUUUUGGACUCAAAGACGAUUAUUUCAGAACCUUGUGGCAUUAAGCGUAUAGAUUGCCAUGCUGCAUGUGUCCCUGAUCUCGAGUUUUCUUCAGAUUUCACUCUGAAAAUCACAAAACUGUCCAUGUGUACGGCAAUUGCUGGCUAUUUUGAUAUCUUUUUUGAGAAGAACUGCCACAAAAAAGUUUUAUUCUCUACUGGUCCCCAUGCUACCCAAACCCACUGGAAGCAAACAAUAUUUCUACUUGAGAAGCCAUUUUCUGUUAAAGCGGGUGAGGCCUUAAAAGGAAAGAUAACUAUUCAAAAGAACAGGAAGGAUCCACGUUCUCUCAUCGUUACUCUUAAAUUGAAUAACUUAACUCAGACCUAUAGCCUUCAGUGA